Frankliniella occidentalis (western flower thrips) is the source of this 624-nucleotide messenger RNA. RefSeq names its product DNA endonuclease RBBP8-like. Gene Ontology annotation, biological process: DNA repair. The transcript has 5 exons. The record is from RefSeq and is a predicted model, not a curated record. The coding region runs from base 1 to 624 and encodes 207 amino acids. NCBI's taxonomy places the organism in Eukaryota, Metazoa, Arthropoda, Insecta, Thysanoptera, Thripidae.
AUGUCAGCUCUGCUUCUUGCAUUUUCUCGUCACAGCGUGAAAGCUCUCCUUUUGGACGACAAUCCAAGCCCUGCAAGCACACAACCAAAAUUGCCAAAAACUACUGCAGCAGUUAGUCCUGUCUUACAAAAUACUGCAAAAAGAUGGCUUAGGUUUGAUAGUGAUGCAACUAAAAAUCCAGCUCCUAAAAAUAGGCCAGAGACCUCAGCAGCUAAAGUAACGCCAUGGUUGAGCAGCACUAAUGGCACAAAACUAGAGAAGUCAUCGUGGUUGCCGGACAGUAGAUCAACUGCUACAGCUACAGCUAGCGAAGCCUCCAAGACCAUGAAAAGGUCAGGCAGCUAUGACAGACUUCCAGCAAAGGAAAACCAACCCUCAUACGCCUUCAAAGGGAACACGGUGCGAGGUGCCAAAAGAAAAGCAUUGCCAGGGCAAACCUGUGAUAAUUGUGAGGAAUACUACAAAUCUGCUGGAUUGGAGGGAAUAGUAAAUAAAUGUUCUCGCCACAGGGCAGAGCAUCCAAGAGUCCGCACUCCUAAAGGUAUGUGGGAUCUAGACUUCCCAACCACUCCGGAAUUGCGAGCAAGGCAAGCAGCACUGCCAUCUCCUGAUCCACAAUGGUGA